Molecule: messenger RNA, 4544 nt
Organism: Pelobates fuscus (common spadefoot toad)
Lineage: Eukaryota; Metazoa; Chordata; Amphibia; Anura; Pelobatidae
Product: synaptotagmin-like protein 2
Exons: 17
Coding region: 802-3639 (945 amino acids)
Biological process (GO): exocytosis; intracellular protein transport
Cellular component (GO): exocytic vesicle; plasma membrane
Molecular function (GO): neurexin family protein binding; small GTPase binding
Source: RefSeq, a predicted model, not a curated record
AACGCACCAUGCCAAAGUAAUUUUUGCACAGAACUCACAGUAAGCACUCGAGAACAGGGUUUCAGGCUGUCCCAGUCACGUGUACAGGGGGGCGCAACUACACCCAUAGAAGAGACCAGUUGUUGUGGGUCUUGAAUUGUCAAUUUACAUAAUCAUUUUCUCCCGUAUAUUGUUUUUUCACCUCAACAAAUAUUGUCAACUGGAAAUUAGUCACCCUGUAGCUUUUUGUUCAACUCUCUUUGUACAAAUUAACAAUCAUGUGGAAACUUGGACAAAUGUCAACCUGAUUGUGCUUUAGUCCUGACUGGCACUAAUGCAAUCUAAAGCUUUCACAGGAUCCAUGAAGGAGAUACUCCUAUAUAUUUGUAGAUAAACACGUUGCUUUACAUUUUGCGUUGCUGAAUCACAGUUGCCUUCAACAUUCUAUCUGUCGUUCUGAAGAUUUAUGCAGUUCGUAAACGGGUGGUUUCCCCGCAGUUUACAUUUCAACCUGUACUUUUUGCUGAAGAAGGAGAAGCUCAGGCGUUUGGUGGGAAUCCGAGACCCCAUGCGUCUUGGACAAUGGGGGUCACUGUAGUCUGGUUACGUUGCUUGUAUACACAGUGACUGUACUUGGAAAAGUGGAUGGAAAUUAUUCUUCAAAGCUUGCAAAUAACAUCGACAGCAUGAAACGGCCAAAUUUUCACAUUUAUAGCACAUGCUAAAGCCUGUCCUGGAAGGGACAUAAUCGUCAGCUCAUGACAUAGCAUAAUAAAAUUUAACAGUUGGAUUUAAAAUCGUUUAUUUUCUGUCCUGGACACAAUGAAGAACAGUACAGGAACCACUCUGGACCUCAGCUUUCUAACAGAUGAAGAAUAUGAGAAGCUCAUAGAUGUCCUUCACAGAGAUGCCGAACUGCAGCGGAAAGAGAGUGAUCGACUCAGCCGCCUGCAGGGAUCUUUGAAAGAUGAAAAGAAAAAGAAAUUUGUGACAGGUGCCUGGUUUCAUGAUAUAAAGUCUAAGAGAUUUCAAGAGGAUUUGCAAGGACCUGAACUUUUACGAGCAUCGAUUCGGAAGAAGAAGAAUCCAGCAAACUAUGAAGAUCAUGGAACUGCAGGUGCGACCAAAGAACGAAAGACAAACUUGUUCUCAAAACCUGUUGUGGAUCAAAGAGAUACGAGUGUUAGUAACAGCGAUACAGAAAUAUUCACAUCUACGGUUCAGCUACAAUCAAAGUCUUCAUUCGUUCAAGAACCAUCUGAGAAGGGCAGAAACAUUGCUGAGAUCUCACCUGUGGACAGUGUGGAUGGUUUAAAUGAAGGUGAUUCAAACUUGGCUACUGCUAUGUCGGAUCCACUUAAAAAGGCAAGAAGUAAUCAGCUGCCGCAUGCAACCACAGAUUUGCAACAGUAUGAUGACAGCAACCCUAAAUAUGCUCUGCCAAAUGAUGUCACCAGCAAACCCUCUGUUCCUGAGCCACCAAGUCCAAAGGAGGAGAUCAACAUCCUAAGUAAGAUACCAGUCAAAAGAAAGCCAAGCAAAGAAUCCAAAAGGCCCAACAUUGCCCAAUAUUUUGAUCAACCAGAAAGCAGUACCAAGAAGAUGGAUGUCUCUAGUUACUCAAAUAUAUCUUCGCCAGAUACAGAGUUUGCCAAAGAAUUAUCAACCAACGCAAACUUCACUAUUCAGUCCUUGAAAGACAAAAAUGACCAAGAAUCCAUAGUAGACAGAGAACAGUUUAAAUCACUGAAGACAUUUUGGGAGAAAGGAGCAGAUGUAUCUGCAGAUGCGCAGAGCAACUCUGAAGCAGAAUUGGCUAUUAAGGGUUCGCCAGAUCAGUCUGUUAAGCCAAAUAAGUUUAUUCCUGUCCAAUCCAACAGAAGACAAACAAGUGACGAGAAGAUAGAGCAUCCACAUAGAGUAAGGCAUGUCUCCCAAAGAGCUCCCGUUGUAUCUUCCAGUGAAGAUGAAGUGAUCCAUGUGCCACAUCCACGAAAGGGUUCAUCUUCCUUGAUCCCAAGAUCGACCUAUGGAAAAAGCAAAGGCUCUCCCAAUUCAAGAACUCUUUCUUUGUCAGAAAAUGGAACAAGUUCACAGAGUGAAGAAAGCAGUGGUGUAACCAGGUCUUCUAAGAGGUCAAAGUUGCCAGUUCGAGCUCCUUCUUUUAACAAAGAAGAGAAAGCUGACUCUCCACCAUCGCAGAGAGUUGACGAGCAAUUGGAUAUUCCUAUGAGUGAGGUGGAAGAAUUUAUUGUGCCAGACAAAAAGCCAGAAGUUAAUGAGUCUCUACACAGCAGAGUCAAAAUUUUGAUAGAUGCUGUUUCCUCUGAUGAAGAACGUGACACUGGGGAUGCAGAGCCAAAAACUAAUGACAAGAUGGAAUCUAUGUCAUCCAAAAAUGCUGGGAGUAUCGAUGAGUAUUCUGAAUCGAUCAGUGAAUCUCAAGCUAGUGUGGUCAGCAAUGCGAAAAGCAUGGUCAAUAUUUAUACAACUUCAGAAACAUAUAACAAGCCUCAGAUCUCAAACCUGCAGCUUCUGGAGCCUGAAAGAUCUAAAGACCUGAGCAAAUCUACACCUACCCUUCUCUCUGAGACUGAAUCUGACACUGCUUCUGAAAUCAGCUUCAAUCUAAAGAGGCACAGAAAGACUCACAGCAUUGGGAGCAACUCUUCUGAUAUGGCAUCUGUGUCCUCUGUGAGUAACAGUGUACUUAGCGUUUACAGUGGUGACUUUGGCAGCGUGGACGCACAAGGGUCCGUUGAAUUUUCUCUAGACUACGAUGAGAAAAAUCGUGAAUUCCAGAUCUUUGUGUCACAAUGUAGAGACCUGGCAGUGGUGGAUGAGAAGAAAGGACGAUCUGACCCAUACGUCAAGACCUAUCUACUCCCAGACAAGGCGAGAAUGGGCAAGAGGAAAACCGCUGUGAAGAGAAAGACUACAAACCCAGUUUACAACGAAGUGUUACGGUACAAAAUUGACAAAAUGGUUUUGCUGAUUCAGAAACUAAAUCUCUCUGUGUGGCACAAUGACCCUCUUGGUAGGAACAGCUUUCUUGGAGAAAUGGAGGUUGAUCUUACCAGCUGGGAUUGGAGUAACACAAAACCCAACUGGUACCCGUUAAAGUCCAGGAGUCUUUCUGCCAUGAAUGGCGUGGAUCACUUAGGUGUUAUGAAUUUGGCAAUAAGAUACGUUCCUCCCGGAAGUCUGGGCCCAAAAGUUCCCAAUACGGGAGAAGUCCACAUAUGGGUUAAAGAUACCAAAGAUUUACCACAAUUGCGACCAUCUGGAGUAGACUCCUUUGUAAAAUGCUAUGUACUACCUGACACAAGUAAAAAGAGCUACCAGAAGACACGUGUCAUUAAAAAGGAUUCAAACCCAAUUUUCAAUCACACAAUUGUAUAUGAUGGAUUCCACACGGAGGACCUGAAGGAUGCAUGUGUUGAACUGACCGUUUGGGAUCAUGAAAAGCUCAGCAAUCAUUUCCUUGGUGGUAUUCGACUUGGAGUUGGUACAGGUUACAGCUAUGGAAUCGCAGUGGAUUGGAUGGAUUCUACUCAAGAAGAAGUGGCUUUUUGGCAAGAAAUGAUGGCCACACCAAACGAGUGGAUUGAGGGAUCAUUUCCAUUGAGGUCAUUGGCUGGAAGAAGGAAGUUCAAAUAAAUCUGUACGAAGCCAAUCCGCCAACUUCAUUUGGUACAGCCAUAUAUUUUAUCUUAUUUUAAAUCUACAAUAGGACUUUAUGAUCAAAGAACAAGAGAAAUUUUAUCUGCAGAUCUUUACUGCCUUUUGCAGCCUCCGUUGCUUUCUAUAUAGUUGGAUAUAUUGCAUUGAGCAUCAUAUUUUGCUUUUGUGUUUUUUCUUGGUUUUUUUUUGUGUGAAUUUUUUUAAUUUGCAGGUACAGGGCCCAUUUAUAAUGCUGAAGCACUUUAUCCAACGAUCCCCUACAAGUAUAAACAUUUAUGGGCAAUUCUUGAAACUCAGGUUUCUGGUAUAAGACUAAUGUUACUGGUAGAAUUCUGUAUUUUCGUUUGGGGAGUUGGCAAAAUAUAAAAUAGAACUUUUUAGAUAUGAAGGUAUCACUGCGCGAAGCAGCUAAAUCACUAAACAAUGAUGUUCUUUGAAAGAGAGAUAGAGUUUUGAUUAGCAUCAAAAUUUAUGCUAUCUCAAACUGGCGAAUUAAAUCAUGAUCAACUGGAUGGAAUGCUGUCAGAAAAAGGACUUCAAAAGCAUUAUCAAGUUGUGUCAGUUAACACAUUUGCCAAAAUUUUAUGAAAAUUAUAUCUUUUUGUUUAGCAAAUAAAUAUAAUAUUUUGCAAAUUCUGACCUUACUCCAAAGCCAUGUUUUUACACCACCUAACAAACAUCAGCUAGAGGAGAGCAUGAACUUGCAUGUGCCAUAUGAGCCAGCAUAUCUAUAUUUGUAAAGGAAGGAAAAGUGGAAUUUUUUAUUUGUUCCCCUACAACCCCCAUCCCGACCCAAAAGGAAAGUCCUGCUGAAAAAUCUAGUUAUGAAGGUGCUCCAAUGCUUUCACUGUAUUGCAAUAAAAUAAAAAUAUGUCCUUUUU